Molecule: messenger RNA, 1302 nt
Organism: Striga hermonthica
Lineage: Eukaryota; Viridiplantae; Streptophyta; Magnoliopsida; Lamiales; Orobanchaceae
Source: the annotation of a GenBank genome assembly
AUGGCGGGGCCAUGGAGGGAGAAGAGCACGGGCCAACCAUCGUCAUCGGUUUUCCGAUCACCAGUGGCGGCGACGGCGAUUGGGAUAGGAGUGGCGGCGGGCUUCGUCAUCUUCAUCUUGUUCAACCGUGGGUGGUGGUGGUUCUCCGUGAAUCCGCUCACAGGAAAUCGCCCCCUUUCCAACCUUACUCUGAAGGCCGAUUCUUCGUCGCUCGAAUCAACAGAGGCUCUAAAGUCGAAAAACGUAAAGCUGUCGAGCGAAAUCACAGAGCUGAAAACCCGAAUCAGAGACCUGAGCGAAAAGCUAUGUCUAGCCGAACGAGAAUCGAGCAGCACGCCAUCUAACUACAAACCGCAAAAGCCCGGGCCUUUCGGCACCGUCAAAGGACCAAGAACAAGCCCGCCAAUAAUCCCCGACGAGACGGUGAAUCCAAGACUCGCUCAAAUCCUAUCCAAAGUAGCGAUCGACAGGGAGCUCAUACUCGCCCUCGCCAGUUCAAACGUGAAGCCCGCUUUAGAACUCUGGUUCACGAGCAUAAAAAAAGCCGGCAUCUUUAAUUACCUAGUCGCAGCAUUAGAUACCGAAACGCUCGAUUUCUGCAUCUCGAACGACGUCCCGGUGUACCGACCGAGCCCGACUCUCGAACUCAUCAACUCAUCAUCAAGCCAUGAAGUCUCGGGCCUUAAAUUCCGAGUGUUGAGGGAGUUUCUCCAAAUGGGGUACAGUGUUCUUCUCUCGGAUAUCGACAUUGUGUUCCUGCAAAACCCGUUCGGGCACCACCUGUACAGGGACUGUGAUGUGGAGGCCAUGUCAGAUGGACACGACAACUUGACGGCUUACGGAUAUGAUGAUGUUUUUGACGAGCCCGAAAUGGGCUGGUCCCGCUACGCACACACGAUGAGGAUAUGGGUUUAUAAUUCGGGAUUCUUUUACAUAAGGCCCACUUUGCCAUCGAUCGAGCUUCUUGAUCGGGUGGCGAGCCGUCUGGACCAGGAAGAGGAGGCGUGGGACCAGGCGGUUUUUAAUGAGGAGAUGUUUUAUCCUUCGAGCCCGGGUUAUAACGGGCUUCAUGUGUCGAGGAGGACUAUGGAUUUGUACCUGUUUAUGAACAGUAAAGUUCUUUUCAAGGUGGUCAGGAAGGAUUAUGGUUUGAGGAAAAUUAUGCCGGUUGUGGUUCAUUUGAAUUACCAUUUGGAUAAGGUUCCAAGGAUGAAGGCUGUGAUCGAUUUCUAUGUGAAUGGGAAGGGUGAUGCUCUCGACCCGUUUUCGGAGGGGUCGGCUUGGAAUCCAAAUGAGGAAUGA